Messenger RNA from Knipowitschia caucasica, 390 nucleotides. The record is from the annotation of a GenBank genome assembly. Lineage: Eukaryota; Metazoa; Chordata; Actinopteri; Gobiiformes; Gobiidae.
AUGAGCAGUGCACGCGUUAACGUGGUUUGUGGAAGAAUCCUUAUACGCCUUAUCGUCACCAUGGAGCCCAGAAUUAUUCCAUUCCCAGCGGUAGAGCGGGCCCGCUGCGCCUUGGGGGCGAGUGUGCUAGAUGAAAAGUGUGAACGCUAUUGUGCCCGGGCAGGGUCGGGGCCGGCGGGGCCCGGACUGAGCGGCGCCCUCGUCCACCUGGGGCCGUUCCGGAAAAUACGCUCCCCCAACCACCCCCCCCGCUGCAUGCAACAUUCACCCACCACCGUACCUCCGGGCCCGGCCGCAGAUGGGCCGGGCCGCGGGCCCAGGAUACGCGGGAGACGCGUGGCGGCCACUCUUCCCACCGAGCUGGCAAUUUUCUAUAUUCCUUCCAUAUGA